AUGGCUGAAACAAAGAAGAGUGGUACGACGACGACGACGACGACACGUGGCGAAGAUGCGGUGAUGGAUAGUGCAGAACCUCGUGAAUGCUGGAGUAAGAGUCAUGCCGAGGAGGCGGUGUCACUGCUCAGUCAAACACCAUCGCACUAUUAUCUACGCUUUGAAAGAAGGCUCGCUUCGUUUGAGACGUGGCCCACGCAAAUGUAUCAGACUGCUGAAGAGAUGGCCCAUGCGGGCUUUGUCUACACUCAGGGUGCCGAUGGGGUGUGCUGUUUCCAAUGUGGGGUGCGGCUGAGACAAUGGGCACCCCACGACGAUCCUUGGGCGGCACAUCACAAGUGGUCCCCAGACUGCGAUUACCUCAAGCUAACCGGGCUGGUGAAACACCAGAAGAAGCUACAACUGCACUAUCUCUGCGAAGAGAAACAGAGGUACACGAAUGACGUAGCACGGCCGGCUGCCUAG
This is a messenger RNA of Haliotis rufescens (red abalone), 465 nucleotides long. Its product is annotated as baculoviral IAP repeat-containing protein 5.1-like. The transcript has a single exon. Bases 1 to 465 code for a protein of 154 amino acids. NCBI's taxonomy places the organism in Eukaryota, Metazoa, Mollusca, Gastropoda, Lepetellida, Haliotidae. The record is from RefSeq and is a predicted model, not a curated record. Gene Ontology annotation, biological process: regulation of cell cycle. Gene Ontology annotation, cellular component: spindle microtubule; cytoplasm; nucleus.